AUGGCAGACUCCGAUAGAAAUAUCUCAUACAGGGGAAGAAUCCGAGACGAUCUGAGGUUCCGAGGGCCGGGAGAAGGGCGAGCGGCCGCGGCGGCGGCGGCGGCGGCCUCACGAUCCUCCCCCGCGGGCCCGGCCCAUCAAAUCGCACCGACCCCGCUGCGGCUCCGCCGUGCUCCCCGCUCACAUUCCCGGCGGGCGGCGCCUCUGCUCGUUGCCCGGACCCGGCGGCGGCGGCGGCGGCGACGUGGGAAGGGGGAAGGGAGGAAGCCUGGAUCUGCAGCGGCAGCGGGCGGAGGAGUCGCGAGGAGGAGGAGGAGCCGCUGGAGCUACAGCCGCCGCUGCCGGAGCCGCCGUUCGCUACCUGCGGUGGGUCCCGGUCAAUGCCCCUUUCUCUCUCCUAUUGUCAAUAUCACCAGGCGGCUGAGUCCAUGGCACACGCGCAACCGAACCUCCGAGCUAGUAGCGCCCGCCCCCGACGCCCAUCCAUUGGACACUUCAAACGGGAAGCACCGUCUCAUUGGCCGGCAUCUGCCUUCACUCCUGUGCCAGCAUGAUAGGCUGAGAGCUGAUCUGGGAUUGGCGGCGGGGGGGGGGCCCAAGACGGUGGGAAGAGAGGAAGCCGAGGAUUGGGCCGGAGUGUGAGGGACCCGGAUGCAGCCGUGAGUCGGGGCGGCACGGCCGCCUCUUCCGCCAGGCGGCCGGGCAGCCUGAAGCGGGGCCCCCUGGCAACCGCUGGCCCUGCGAGAGGCCCGGCUUGAUCCCGAAGGUGUGCGACGGUGGGUCUGCGGGAGAAGCCUCUCCGCACUGGGAGCCUUUGGACGGCGGUUCUCUUCGCCCAGAGGAUUCCGAGGGCGAGGGUAGGGCGGCACCCUGCGUCCCCUUCCGCGCUGGGAUGGCCGCCGGGCUCGCAGAGCCCCACCCGGGACCGAUCCCCGCUGCGGGGAAAGGAAUCAGACCCCGCGCCAGGGCGCUUCUGCGAGUGUAGACCGGUCCUGGAAGCCCAAAGCCGCUUUCCGCCGAGCCUUAUGGGAAGCCCCAAAUGUAAACCCCUGGGCAUCGCUUCGAUUCCUCCUGGUCUCCUUUUCCCUAAACGUGUGUUUUUGAGGAUCAGCUCCCUGGCGCUGCUGCAAGCUUCCGGCGAGGCCAGUGCUCGCGGAGCUUAUGCAGGUGGGAACGCUGUCACCUGACCGAGAGGACCUGCUUUGCAUCUGGAUCAAGUGAUGAAAUCUUUCUUGCAAUUGUCGGUCUGCUUGAACACGCCACGUACAUUUUUUUGAGGCAGAGAGAAAAGAAAAGGAAAAGCAGUGCUUAAUGCUAACGACAGACAUCGGACUACCAGUAGUCCAAAACUUGGAAAAUUCGGGAAGGGGAAAGAAAAAACAACAUCACUGGUAGAGCACUUGCCUAGUCGGCGGGAGGAGGCCCUAGGUUCAAUCCGCUGUACUAGGAAAGAGAAAAAAAUUAUUCGUGAUCUCUCAACCCCAAAGAGAACCACGGUUCGCAUUUUGGUGUAGUUCCCUUCCAGUAUUUGCUUCCUUUUGUGUUACUCAUAUGUGCUACUCUGUAACCUAGUCUCCCCCCUGAGCAUUAGGGUACAUUUUCCGGUAUAGUUAGGGAAUAGAAUUGUGUAGUAUAAACAAAGCUGUAGAUACCGUGUGUACAAGUGACAACUAGGAAGCGCACUUGUGUUUUCCUUGUGUGUUGUUUAGCAUUCAGGUGUUGCAAAUUUCUCCGCCCACUCCCAGAGAUGGCAGUUGGACGGAAAAAUAAAAACAUUUCCUGCUUUGAACUGAAA
This is a messenger RNA of Chinchilla lanigera (long-tailed chinchilla), 1795 nucleotides long. RefSeq lists its product as uncharacterized. Bases 1 to 642 code for a protein of 213 amino acids. The record is from RefSeq and is a predicted model, not a curated record. Lineage: Eukaryota; Metazoa; Chordata; Mammalia; Rodentia; Chinchillidae. The transcript is spliced from 3 exons.